Helobdella robusta is the source of this 504-nucleotide messenger RNA. RefSeq lists its product as hypothetical. The coding region runs from base 1 to 504 and encodes 167 amino acids. Gene Ontology annotation, molecular function: protein dimerization activity. NCBI's taxonomy places the organism in Eukaryota, Metazoa, Annelida, Clitellata, Rhynchobdellida, Glossiphoniidae. The transcript is spliced from 4 exons. The record is from RefSeq and is a predicted model, not a curated record.
AUGCUACAUUUUGUCCCUCCAGGAGAUCCAGUUCCUCCUGGCGCUCCUACUUCGUCCGUGUCUCCAAGCUGGGAAACUGCAGGCUUUGGAGCGGAGCUGGAGCUGGAGCGCGGAGCAAUCGGAGCAACCAUAUUCUGGUCGGAGCGUCCGGAUAUGACUUCUAACCAAAAUUUGUGUCAAUCACCUAUAAUCGAUAGUCGCUUUUUGAAAAAUGAUCUGGAAAAUAUAUUUGAGUUUGAAGAAGAAAAUGGACAAAAAAAGCAUUUUGAAGAGGACUGUAAAGCUAUUGAGGAUGUUGGAAGAAUAAAGGUGAAUGUCUUCGAAGCCAUUGCACAUUAUCCAGAUCGAAUCAGACAGUCAAGCAGAAUAGCUGCAAGUAUGCCAACAUCACAAGCCAGCGUUGAAAGAUUAUUUUCAGCUUUGAAAUUAAUACUAAGUGAUAACAGACAAUCGAUGAAAGAAGAUUUGCUUUCCGCUAUUUUGUUUAUUAGAAUGAAUGAUUGA